Messenger RNA from Melanaphis sacchari, 1812 nucleotides. RefSeq names its product regulator of G-protein signaling 17 (gene Dhit). The record is from RefSeq and is a predicted model, not a curated record. Lineage: Eukaryota; Metazoa; Arthropoda; Insecta; Hemiptera; Aphididae. The coding region runs from base 817 to 1650 and encodes 277 amino acids. The transcript is spliced from 10 exons.
GCGUGUGCACGCGGCGUCAGGUCAACUGGAGUAGUGCGUGCUCCCGUAAGCCCUCCGCGCGUCGUCGUCAGUUUUUUGAGUGUCUCGGUCCGUGCGGUGGGCUCUACCUCGCGCGCUGGCUGGCUGGCGAGGCUCGCGUCGUCCUCCUGCGUACAACGCGCUAUACACACUAGCACACGCGAUAUUAUUAUUAUUAUUACUAUUACUAUUACUAUUAUCAUUGUUAUUAUGCCGUCGCUGCAGCAGCGUACCGUUUCGUUACAUUGUAGCGGUGUGCACGCGUGCGAUAACUACUAUUGAGUAAGUCGUCUCGUCGUCGCUGUCCAUUUAACGCCGUCGCGGUAUGUGAUACAAUAAAUUAUUAUACUGUCGCAUGCGCGGUCUGUGUGGUCUACCGUUGUCAUCACCGUCGCCGUAGCGGACGAGACGCGACGCGGAUAGCAGCAGGACCGCGACCGGUGCACGGGGUCGGUCCGAAAACAAAGGAAACCGGAACCGAUUGUCAUCCCCGGGGCAGAGAUCGAACACACGGCCGUGGAAGCAGUCGAUAGGUCCGUCCGGGCGCUGUAGCCGGCCGGUCGACGAUGCCAUUCGGCUGGUCGCCGGGCAGCGACGACACCAGCACCUGUACCGAUAGCGCCUGCACCGGCACCAGUGGCACCGGCGGGAACGUCGGCGUGUACGGCGAAUGGAGUACGGCCGGACAGCGCGACGGCAUCGCGUACAGGCCGUGUGUACCACGUACGCGGCACGUCAUGUACCUGAAAUCAGUUGACAAUCCUAUCUGAAUGAUCCAGCGCAGCGGUGUCUCAAAAGAUGAGUGUGCUUGUGCCGAUUGAAAGGGGCGAUCCAGUUGGAUCACAGGGUGGGUCGCCACCGUGCACGGCCAGGCACAGGUUCACUCCUCCUGGAAAUCCCAGUACACCGACAGAUCCACUGCCUGUGCCUCCAGACGUAGCCGAACCAAACACGGCCAUUGAGACGCAAGUGACGGCCACUCAUAAGCAUCCAUGCAUAUCUUGUUGGUGUUGUUGUUGCGGAUGCUCUUGUGUUUAUUUGCAUGCGUACAGGAGUAGGAUAUGCAAGCUAUGGGAUCGUUUUUGUUUCCCAUUAAAAGGUCAUCCCCCCAAAACAAACGGAAAUGGGUCUAGCGGCGGCAUAAUCGAAAAUCCCGUUGAGCUAAGGCCUCCAUUGGACGAAAUACGAAGUUGGAGUAAAUCAUUUGACCGACUUCUUAAGUGUCCUGCGGGAAAAAAGAUAUUUCGUGAUUUCUUACGAUGUGAAUAUAGCGAAGAAAAUAUAUUGUUCUGGAUGGCAGUCGAAGAGUUAAAAAAAGAAUCAAAUCCCGAUAUAAUAGAGGAAAAAGCUCGAUUCAUUUACGAAGAUUACAUUUCGAUUCUAUCUCCUAAAGAAGUGAGUUUAGACUCUCGUGUUCGUGAUAUCGUCAAUAAGAACAUCAAUCAACCAUCAUCUCAUAUGUUCGAUGAAGCUCAGCUACAAAUUUACACGCUUAUGCAUAGGGAUUCUUAUCCAAGAUUUAUUAACUCAUCGCAGUACAAAAAAUUAGCGAAACUCGAAAAUGGAGCUACCGGUAAUGCUCCAAACAGUGGCCAACAAACCCCAACCAAACGCAAACAGAGCAAUAUAUGAAAAAUAAACUUGGACAAUUUUUCAGCGAUAAUAAUUCGUAUUUGGUGUUCAAGCCUGCGUUUGGACCCAUGUAUUUGGGACCAGAAUUGAUAAAAUGUUCGUAGAUUAACAUAUUAUACAGGUAGAAUAAGGAAAAAUUUGUAUUAAAACCGCGAUGUAAAA